Epinephelus lanceolatus (giant grouper) is the source of this 2835-nucleotide messenger RNA. The record is from RefSeq and is a predicted model, not a curated record. Lineage: Eukaryota; Metazoa; Chordata; Actinopteri; Perciformes; Serranidae.
AUGUCGGGUAAUCUGCAACCCCUGGAACGCAGCACAAGCUACGACUUACUGCCACCUUCCAUGUGUGAGCUGAGGGUUGUUCUGCUGGGGAACAGCUGGUCUCAGAGGAGUUCAGUGGGGAACUUCAUACUGGGAGAGACUAAGUUCAACACUGAAGAAGAACCAGACUGCUGUCUGAAAGAAAGAAGACAGAUAAAGGAAAAAGAAAUAGUUCUGAUCAACACUCCAGAUCUGCUGCAUCCCAACAUCUCUGGAAACAAACUGUCAGAACAUGUAGAAAACUGUGUGAGACUCUCUGAUGCUGGACCUCAUGUGUUCCUGCUGGUUCUACAGCCUGAAGACUUCACUGAGGAACACAAACUGAGACUCUGCAGAGUCCUGAAACUCUUCAGUGAUCAAUCAUUUGAUCAUUCAUUGAUACUGAUAUCAACACCCAGAGAGGAGAGCUCAGGUUUCAAAGAUGAACCAGACCAGCCCUUAAAAGACAUGAUCAGUAUGUGUAGAUACAGAUACCUGAAGCAGAAGAACCUUGAACGUCCAGAGCUGUUAACACGAUUGGGUCAAACUGCAAAGGAGAACAAUGGAGAGCAUGUGAGCUGUGAUGUGUAUAAGGAUGCAUCAAAGUCCAAACCCAUCAGACCAAAGUCUGAACCCAUCAGAGCAGCUUUAAACCUGGUCCUGUGUGGGAGGAGAGGAGCAGGGAAGACUUCAGCAGCCAAGGCCAUUUUAGGUCAGACAGAGCUUCAUUCAGUCUCCAGCUCAUCAGAGUGUGUUAAACAUCAGGGAGAGGUGUGUGGACGUUGGGUUUCCCUGGUGGAGCUGCCUGCCUUGUAUGGAAAACCUCAGGAGGCAGUGAUGGAGGAAUCAUUCAGGUGUAUCUCCCUCUGUGAUCCUGAGGGCGUCCAUGCCUUCAUCCUGGUCCUACCUGUGGGUCCCCUCACUGAUGAAGACAAGGGAGAGUUAGAGACCAUCAGGAACACAUUCAGCUCUCGAGUCAAUGACUUCACCUUGAUCCUGUUCACUGUGGAGUCAGAUCCUACAGCUCCAGCUGUUGUUAACUUUAUAAAGGAGAACAGAGACAUCCAGGAGCUCUGUCAGAGCUGUGGAGGAAGAUAUGUUGUUCUCAACAUCAAGGACCAGCAGCAGAUCCCAGAGCUGUUGGAUGCUGUGGAAGAGAUGAUGGCUGAAGGAUCCACAUGCUUCACAAAGGACACGUUCACCAAGGCUCAGCUGGAGAAUGUUUCAAGACUUCAAGCUGAACUGCGGGAUCUCAAACAGAAAAGGGAGAUGAGCAAAGAGUGUCUGAGGAUGGUGCUGAUUGGGCGAACUGGCAAUGGGAAGAGUGCAACUGGAAACACCAUUUUGGGCAAAGAACAUUUUAAAUCUAAAGUCAGCUUAUGUUCAGUGACCAAGUGUUGUCAGAAAGCAUCAGGAGAGAUAGAUGGACAGCCGGUUGUCAUAGUCGACACCCCCGGCCUGUUUGAUACGACUCUGUCCAAUGACGAUGUUCAACAGGAGCUUGUAAAAUGCAUCAGCAUGUUGUCUCCUGGACCUCACGUGUUCUUACUAGUGCUGCAGAUCGGCCGCUUUACAAAAGAGGAGAAAGACUCUGUGGAACUGAUCAAGACAUGCUUCGGCAAGAAUUCACAAGAAUUCAUCAUCAUCAUCUUCACCAAAGGAGAUGAUCUGAAAGAUCAAACAAUUGAGAAUUACCUAGAAGAAGACCCUGCUGGCUUUUUGAAAAGACUGAUAAACGACUGUGGAGGAAGAUACCAGGUCUUCAAUAACAAAGAUCAGACAGAGCGCACACAAGUCAGAGAGCUGAUGAAGAAGAGCAACAAAAUGAUGACGGAAAAUGGCGGCAAAUGUUUCAUGUCAGAGAUGUUCCAAGAGGCAGAGAAAGCCAUAAAGGAGGAAGUGGAGAGAAUCCUGAAGGAGAAGGAAGAAGAGAUACAGAAACAGAAGAAGGAGCUUCAGAGAAAACAUGAGGAGGAAAUGGAGGCAAUGAAGAGAAGAAUGGAACAACAGAAAGCAGACAUUGAAAAGGAGAGACAACUGAGAGAUAAACUACUCAAAGAAAUGGAGGAAAACAUCAACAAGGAGCGUGAGGAGAGAAAGAAAGAACAGGAAAUGAGGGAAGACGAGGACAGGAAGAGGAAGGCGCAGGAAGACAGUCAACAACAGGACUGGGAACAAAAACUUGCAGUUAUGGAGGAAAAAAUAAAGUCAGAAUCAGCGGAAAAGAAAACCACUGACAGAGAGUUUGAGAAAAGUAGAGAAGAGAUGAGAAAACAACGAGAGGAGUGGGAGAAGGAAAGAGAUGAAUGGUGGAAGAAACGAUAUCAAGAAAAUGAACAGAAACAACAAGAGGAGCAAUCAAGACUUAGAAGGCUACAAGAAGAAUACAAGCAGCAAAGAGAAAAUUAUGAGAAGAAAAGAAGAGAAGAAGAUCAAAUCAGAAGAGAACAAGAGGAGAAGGAGAGAAAAGAAUUAGAGGAAAACUAUAGGACACAAAUCAGAGGAAUGAAGAGGAAGUAUGAAGAGGAGGCCAGAAAACAAGCUGAAGAAUUCAAUGAGUUCAGACAGAAAUACACAAAGGACUUUACAGCACUGGUAGAGAAGCACAUGGAGGAAAUACAGGAACUGAAGAAAAGGCAUGAGCGACAGAUGUGGGAGAAAGAAGAGAGCCAUGACAAAGAGUACAGUCUGUUACAAAACCUCUCAAGUCACAAAGAAAAAGCUCUGAAAGAAGAAACAGAAACCUUGAAGACAAAGCAUGAGCAAGAAAUAAAUGAACUAAAACAGAAAUACAAAAACAAAUGUAUCAUCGCCUGA